UAUUGUCAUCAGUGAAUCGCGUUACAGUCUAUCUAAAGGUAAGUUCAAGCAUCUGCAUCCUCCCAGCGACGUUGGACAACGAGCUCUUUUGCACCCGGGCGGCUCAGCUGCAGUACAAGUACCUCGGGCAGAUAAGUAAACAUUGGGGAAUACCCGAACAGUGUUACAAUUGGAAUCUCGCGCUGAUUUUCGAUCCCAUCUACAGUCUAUAUCUUUGGAGUGACAAUCAAUCUAGCGCCUUAAGCUUCCGAGCCGAGGAUAAACAUCCAUCAGCUUGCACGGUCGCGAUCUCAGCAUUCAUCAUAACAAUACCCAACAACCCGCAAAAUGAGCGUCAAAUUCGACUCUACAAAGAUCACCUCCUCCGGAGUCGCUGCUGCGCCAGGAGGAGUUGACGCGAUGAAGGGCCCCGCACACGAGCUGGCAGAUGAGGUCGGUGUAGCACUGACGGGAGGGAAAGGAAAUGUUGGUCAAGGAUACUUGGCAGCAUAUCUCAAGCAACUCCAAACCAAUCCCCUCCGAACUAAGAUGCUCACUUCCGGCACAUUGUCUGCAUUACAAGAGAUCCUUGCUUCAUGGAUUGCGAAAGACAUCAACAAACAAGGUCACUACUUCACAACUCGAGUGCCCAAGAUGGCAGCAUAUGGAGCCUUUAUAAGUGCGCCAUUGGGGCAUGUCUUGAUCAGUAUCCUUCAGAAAUUGUUUGCAGGACGCACGAGUCUGAAGGCCAAGAUCCUACAGAUUCUCGUAAGCAACUUGGUUGUUGCGCCCAUUCAGAACAGUGUCUAUCUGAUCUCAAUGGCCAUCAUCGCAGGAGCUAAGACGAUCCAUCAAGUUCAUGCUACAUGGAAGGCCGGAUUUAUGCCUGUCAUGAAGGUCAGCUGGAUCUCUUCGCCGUUGGCCCUUGCCUUCGCACAAAAGUUCCUCCCCGAGCAUACCUGGGUGCCAUUCUUCAACAUCAUUGGUUUCUUUAUUGGUACAUAUGUGAACUCAGUCACAAAGAAGAAGCGUCUCGCAGCUCUUCGAAAGAGACACUUUGAUGAGAGCAGAAGGCCCGACGAGGGUUAUGGUGGACCAGGACCAAAAUACUAAAUGCACAGCAUAUUUGGACGGAAUAUCCGCAAGAUACUACAGGUCACUAAUGUUGUGGAUUCUCGAUCUUGACAAGAUCCCGCUUAUGCAAUCUGGAUUUGGCGAAAUCGGCUGGAUAUGGAUAUUCUCUUGGCUGGAGACAUGCAUAUGGUUGUUCAUGAGGCUUUGCUUGCUUUAUCGCAAAUUAACGGAUACGGACACCACACACGGAAACUUCGUUCCGAACUUUGUACAAUGUCCUUUUUCAUUGGAUGCGCCGUUUGUUAGAUACGAAUUGAUUGGAGAGAAGCUGGUACCACUACAACACACGUGACCAUUGUACGAUGAUAUUGUUACCCUCUGUACGUGUCCAGGAUUUCUUGGCACUUUAUAG
This is a messenger RNA of Mollisia scopiformis, 1465 nucleotides long. RefSeq lists its product as uncharacterized. The transcript has 3 exons. Bases 328 to 1092 code for a protein of 254 amino acids. Gene Ontology annotation, cellular component: cytoplasm; membrane. The record is from RefSeq and is a predicted model, not a curated record. Lineage: Eukaryota; Fungi; Ascomycota; Leotiomycetes; Helotiales; Mollisiaceae.